Messenger RNA from Octopus sinensis (East Asian common octopus), 3444 nucleotides. RefSeq lists its product as uncharacterized. The record is from RefSeq and is a predicted model, not a curated record. Gene Ontology annotation, biological process: spliceosomal snRNP assembly; rRNA processing. Gene Ontology annotation, cellular component: SMN complex. The transcript is spliced from 15 exons. Lineage: Eukaryota; Metazoa; Mollusca; Cephalopoda; Octopoda; Octopodidae. Bases 69 to 3413 code for a protein of 1114 amino acids.
UGUCACCUUAAAAUAUCUUCUCUUAAAAAUGUUCUGAUAAGAAUUUUCAUUCCUGUGCGAAGUUAAAUAUGAAAUAUUCGCCAGAAUUUGCUGUUUUGCAAAGCACUUUUAAAUUGUUUGAGAAAUUUAUUAAAGAAUCAAAUAAAGAUCUUUCUUCACUUUCCAAGAAAUGCUGUCAACAGUUCAGUCCUGUACUUGUUGACACAAUCAAUGAAGUAUGCAAUGGUUUGAUGGCAGACAACGAUUCUGGUUUUACAAAAGAACACUGGCAAUUCACUUUACAUUUAGUUAUCUUCCUGAAACUAAUUGCUCACAAACAACUGGAAGAAGAGUCUCUUUGGAAUCAGUUACGGGAGGAGAAUGUCUGUAAGGACACAGAUUUGCUGGCCAUUGCUCAGACAGUAUUGCCACACAUUGCUCCUGUUGUGUACUUUGAAUUAGUGACGAGCUGCAACUGGGAAGGAUAUUAUAUGAGGAACCUUAUUCUGCUGGAUGAAGCUGAUGUUCACAGUCUUAUUAGAAAAAUGUUACAGUAUUGUCUGGAGGAGCCUCAAUCAUUAAAAGACAUCCCUUUGCUUUCCUCUGUUACAAUGAUGGUUGUCAGGACAUGUCUCCCAGAAGUUAUCCUUGAUGUUUCACAACCCUUAAUCAAAAGAAAGUUUGCUACAUCAUGUUUUCUGCAAAGCCUCAAGCUGAAGUCUUUUAUCGAUAUGAUGAAUGCCAAUCCCAACUUAUUAAAUGAAAUUCUUCAAUGCCUCAAAGAGUUACUGUUGUUAUCCACUUGUCAUUCUACAGAAUCUAAACCAAAUCCUGGCAUUGCUCAUGCUUCUCAGACUGAUGGUCUUUUCUUUCAUCUCACAUGUCUCUGGGUGGCCUUCUGCAGCACACACUAUGAUAUUCAUAUCAAGCUUAUUGAUCUUAUGAAUGACAUGGCUGUGCAAGAAGUGAGAGAGAUGGCAUAUCCUGAUGUUGCGCAAAAUGUAUCCCAGUAUUUACAAAAGGAAAAUGAUUUAGAAUCACUUAUGGAAAUGGAUAGCUCUGUAAAUGAGUUCUUUCAGAAAAUCCCAUCUCUUUUUGAAUUUAAUAGCUGCAUUUCUACAGCUCCAGAUCCCAGACUGCUCAUAGAAAACAUCUAUUUGUAUUUAAAAUGGAGAGCAAACCUUGAAGAUCCAAAACCCUUACAAGAUUUUGACAUAUUUUCUGUUGAUAAAUGUAGUGACAUUUUCCAUUCUCUUCUUCUAAAACUUACUUGUACAAACACCUUGGUGGAAGAAUCUCCAGAACUUUUGAAACAUGUUGAGUUUAUUACUCAGUAUUUUGGCCAGAACAUGCACUCAUUGUCAUCCUCUGAUAACAAGCAAUUUCUAAACUUAGAUCCCCCGUCUGUUGAGAGAAACCCUUCAGAUGUUUUUCUUGAGAUGUUUGCAAACAGAAAAAUUGACGAUUGGAAAGACAAGAGAUUUUUUGAAUAUAUAAAUACACACAAAAAUUUACUGUCUCAGAAGAAGCAACUGUUGUCCUUAUGGGAAGGCAUAUGUUGGUUGGCUUCCCUAAAUGAAGAAAGAACAGUCACAGAGAAGUAUCUGCAGGUGUUGCUGAAUGCUUUUGCAUCCCUUCCAUCAUUUCUGCAAGAUGACAUCAUAUGCCAAACUUACCUUGCUGUAGAUCAAGAAGAAAAUAGACCCUGGUGGCGAAGAAUGUCUAAUUUCAGGCAGCCAUUCACAAUGGAAUUGAAUAAACUUACUGAAAUUAAAGACAUAAAGAUUCCUUACAAAAUUUCCCAGUAUGCUUUGUUGGAUGUCAAAUCAAUAAUAAAGAUCUCUGUUGCCACUGCUCUCAGAAAUCCCAAACAAAUGGAUGUCAUCGUUAAAAUGUUGCAGCUGUUACCAAAUUCUUGCAAGUCUAAGAAACGUUAUACAACCAUUGAAGAUGAAGAUCUACUAUCAGAGAGUCUUCUUGGUUCUCAGCUAUUUGAAAUUACCUCCUCAGAACCAAUGGAUGAAAAACAGCAAAAUACUUUCAUUAAACUUUUGCAGCAGCUUUUAACACCAUUUUCCAUAGGUGUUUGCCAAAAAUAUGGAAUAAAACAAAUUCUCCUGCAGACUACUGAAAUUCUCAGAAUUUAUAUCCUACCACAUCUUCAUUUACUUACUUCAACCGACUGCCACCUCCAUAACCCUGUCUCGCUGUUACAUUUGGCAUCAGUUGUGUUCAGCUGUGAAGAAUCCCAGAUUAAAUCGUGUCUUGACAACAUACAGCUCCAUGUUGUCCUUCUACAGUUCUGUUAUGCAUUGAAUGACUGCACUGAAUUCUGGGAAGAUGUCAACCAAGCAAAACAAUUGGUCAACAUGAAAGCACUGCUGAUUAGUUUAAUAGAUCAAGUGGUUGAGAUCUUGAUUAACAAUUAUACUCUUGUUCAAGGAAAUAUUGUGUUGUGGUUGAAAGAAGAAAUAAAAUCUUUGGACUGGACAGUUAAAUUCAGACUUAGGAAGCUGUUGUGUAAAAAUGAGAAUGAUGUGAACCAGUCAAUUUGCUGUCAAUUCCUCAAGACACAGAAUUUACUACAUGACUGUGAUCUUUCUCAAACAUUGAACCUUCUGAGAUUUGUCAGUAUUGAUGAGGAAUUUUGUCAAGAGAUGAGUGAACAUUUCCCUAGCAAUUUACAUCUAAGCAGAGAUCAUGUUUGUCUAGCUUUGGCUCAGCUAAUUCCUAAUUUGUUAAGUUCAGAAUGUAUUCUGGUUUGUCAGUUUUUGAAGCAUCUUUUACACCAGAAACAACUUGUUGUGCCUUGUCAAGCAAAUUUUCUCCCAGUUGUACCUUUCUUUGAUAUUACAGGUUUACAAGAAUAUUCUGGAUUGUGUCAGAUUCUUAUUGAUUCUGCAGUUCUUCAGGGUCCACUAGAUGCCAAUAGUAGCAGACAUGUGCUCAACAAUAUUCUAGCUGUGAUUAGAAAACUAAUUCUUUCAGAAAAUGUUCUCAACCAAACUACAAAUGUGAUGUUUGCCAUUUUGGUAAUUUCCCAGACAUUUUCAAAUUUAGUUUUGAUCCUUAAGUUUCUGCCAUGGUUUAACAGUGAAACCGUAUUGCUAUAUCUUGUUGAAACCACAUCAUUUUUAAACUCCUAUGCAUCUCUUUACUUUGAUCAAACAUUGAAACUGGAAUCUGGUGGUAUUCAUUUCCAAACGAAAACAAACAAUCUAGAAAAUUCGAAAACUUCAGGCAACAAAGAAGAUUUACAAGAAAUAUCAAUGGAUUUAAUAUCAGUGAAUGAUUCUAAGAUAAGUGCCUCUUUUGUGUGUCAUCUUUUGGACUCAAUGUUUGAUCUUCUCACUGUUCUAAAAGAAUCGCAAAUAAAAGAAUCUCUCUCUAGGAAUAUUAAAAACAUUCAAGAAAAAUAUGAGGUAUUUUGGUAAAAAAAAUAAAGUAAAAUAUUUAAUUAAAAAA